GUUCCUGGGGGAAUGGGCGGAGAGUUGGCCGUAAAUCCUGCAGUAGAGCACGGAGCGAGUUGGAAACGUGUGGCUUCCCCCCAAACAUCCAAGAGGCUCUUGGGAGUUUGAAACUAAGAGAAGUUUCGAGCAAGGCUGAAGUCACUUGGAAAUGACCGUGAAUCCGUUGCCGGGGUGAUCUAGGCGUCAUUCAGUCUUUCCUCGUGGGAUCGAGCGCUUACGUCUACCGGAGCUUUGCGGAGGUCCGAUAUGGCAGACCGGCGGAGCGGCGUGAUCGGACAGCCAGAUCAAGGCAGGACAACAGCGGCCCGAGCGGCUGCUAUAGCCGAACUUUUGCUUUUGGAGGUCUCCAACCUACUGGAACUUUACAGCAAGAGGGAGAGCCUCAGCGCAGAUGUCAUCGAGGAUAGUCGUUUGGUGUCCGUCCCUCCUCCUUCCUCCCAGCUGGACACCCCGGACAAGCUGUGGCGCUUGCACACGGCCCUGCUCCAGUGUCGAGGCUUGAUGGAGCGAGCUAUCGCCAAAGAGGAUGAGGAGAUGGGCAAUGGGACAGGGGAGUAUGAAACCCUGAGGAAAAUGGUGAAGGAGAGGCUAUGGUUUCUCAUAAACAUCACUGGAGAACUUGUUAAAGCUGUGGGGGGUCCGGCGGUGGUGACCCCGAGUUUGAAUGACAGCUUGGAGCCGGACAACCUGAGCGUUUUUGAGCUGAAGCUGUGGGUCUUCCGCGUCUUCACAGAAGUGGACUACUGGGCCAAGACAGCCGUCGCCAUCUUGCAAGCUCUCCCCAAAGAGCGAGUGAGGAACACUCGCUACAGGAGUACCAGAAGCUCUCGCAGAUGAGGUAGUAUCGUAGCGAGAAUGGUUCCACACAGAUGAGAAUUAUGUGAAGAUGAGAGUGGGGGGUUCAGUUCAUUUUGGUAUCUGUAUAUUUUUGCACAUUUCUUUUUUUCAAGGUUUCCAAAAUGCUCAAACCAAAUAAUAUGGAUUACAAUGCCUCUUCCAAGUCAGUGUGACCCUAUUGAGGAUGAGUGCUAUAGAAAAUGGAUGAUUGGAUCUUGUUUAUGGAUACACAGCACAGUGUUGUGUUUUAUCUUUGUUUAAUCCAUGGGCGGAUUACACACACACUCUCGCUGCUACGAUGUCAUGUUAUCUAUGAACCUAACAUUUAGGUGGGCAAACUAUGGGCCACAUAUAGCUAGCUCCAUUCUUAAAUCCAGCCCAUCCAACAUUUCCAUUAUCAAGAGUCCAGUCAUAGUUGUUGUUAGCUGUUGUUUUUUCCCCUCUAAAAUGAGUUUGUUAAAAUAUAUUUAUUCAUUAUUUAAUUUAUUUUAUAUUCAUUUAUCUCAUUAAGAAAUUGGUUAGCAGUAAUUAUAUAUACCUAUAUUCAUGUACACGUUAUUUUGUGAAAUACUGCUUUACCUGGUUAAUUGAUUAGAAUUUAAAAGAGAGAUAAUUAUCUUAUUGUUUAAGUAUAUAUAUAUAUUUUUUUGAUACUGGUUAAUUUUUUAAGUCACCUUUUAGUGACCUGGCCCAUUUGUCUGUUACAGUAAAAAAAAGAAAAAGCGUGGCCCUUUGAUUGAAGAUCUUAUCCAUCCUUAUCACUGUGAUGUAAAAUGCAAGCCUAAUCAGGAUUUAACAAGCGCAACUGUAUCUUGGUGUGCCCAACUGAACUGAUGGGGGAAACAUCAAUUCAUAAUAUGGUAUCAGGUUGAAAAACAAGUGAAAAGAUAUCAAGCUGGAGAGCUAUUCUUUCUUUAGAACUUUCUUUCUUUCUGUGUCAAGGGACACAUUUUGAGACGAAAUACAGCAAGUUAUGUCUAGACUGCAAUGCGACUAGUGUUGAACACUGGCUAUAAAUCAUUCCAAACACAUUAGCAUCUUGGGACGACAUAAAACAUAGCACAGAGGGAAUUCGAGUAACAGCACCCUCUAGUGUUUAUUGCUUGGAAUUACAUUGAAUCGUUUCUGCUUGAGCUCACACUUGGUUAUUUCCAAACACACCUCCAUGGAGCCCGAAGCUAAAUUUGAAAGGGUCCUCUAUUACUAUCAAUACUAUUGACUCAUUGAUUAAUAACUAUUGAAAUUAAGUAUCAUAGAUUAACAAAAAUAAAUAAAAUACAGUACAAAACAAGUGGACUGGGCUUGAUUUACAUUCCAGGUGAGAAAGUAUUAUCAAAUUCAGCAGUUCUCAGAACCACCUUGGAAAAAAAUACGAUGCUUUCCAAGUAUCACCAUCAUGACCAUUAAAGUAUGGUUGACAAGUGUCAAAAUGAAAACGUUAUUCUAGUCUGAUUAAUAAUACUAUGGCUUAUUUUCAUAGAAUGGAGAACAGGUAAUGUUUUACAGCCUUAGAACUACACGGAUCCAAACAUUUUGAAUUGUUCUUUCUUGGAGGUGACUAAUGUCAACACGCUUGGGCCAAUGAUGACUUUGUAUUACUGAAGCUGUGUGGCACACAGAUAGAGGUCUGCAUGCAGCCUCAGAGCCCAUGUGCCAGCAUGGCUACAUUGUUUUCCUUUUUCACGUAUUGUAGCUUUGUCUGCUCUGCUGACUUCACUGUAUUAAGAAAAUGUUAUUUUGUGUCUGUAUGCAUUUUCUUGAUGUUCUGGUGCAGUUACUGUUGUGUUUACUCUCUGAAUGUAGUUUCGUACACUGCCUGGUUUCCUUUUCUUAUUGUAUGGAACGAAUUAAACUCACUAAGGCUAUCCGUCUUCACAGAGAUUACAUUGGCUUUAAUUGGAAUAUUACAUUUUGAUGUUUUCACUGAGAAAUUUUCAUGUGACUGCACAGACUAUACAGAGAAAUAUCUAAAAACAAAAUUACCAUACACAACAUAUAGCCGAAAAAAUCCACACAUUGUUAGAUGACUACUUGAGUUGAAACCAAGCAUUAUCUUUUUCACGACACAGAUCAUGAUGUGUUCAUCCAAGACAGAUGAUCAAAACAUAAAGGGAUUGUCACAUUGUAAAGACUGUUAUGAUCAUUAAAUGUUUGAUUAAUGUCGUUUAUUCACAUGGUUGCCUGAAAAAGAAAUUAUUUAUAAAUGCCGGUCUGUGACAUCACCCUCCAUUUUUUAAGUUUAAUGGUCAAGAAAUGAUAAUCCCACUCCUGCACUUGAGUGAUAAAACUCCAGUGGUUCCAAAGUGUGAUAUUUAAUAUCAAUGUAUUCAGAUAGCAAAUUGUCAACGUCAUGACAAAUAAUAUGAAUUGGGGAUGGGUGUAGACACCCAUUCAUUGAUCAUCAGAGUAAAUUUUGCUGCUUAACUCAUAUUCUACAAACGUAAUAUUAUUCAGAAUGCCGUGUUUAGUGGGGGCAGGUACAACAUAUUAUUGUAAAGAACACUAAUGUUGACGCCCCCUUUAAUAGUUUAGCGCAGAUGUAUUCGCUACUGAGAGACAUUCGAGUUGGCCUUUAUAGCAUUGCUGAAACAAACAAACAAACAAACAAACAAACCCAAAUAUUAAUUUGAUGGGGAGCCUUUUGCACAGUACGUCCGAUGGCAGGUUAGGGUUUGAAUGCAAAUGUUUGGUAUUGUUUGAAAUUGUAUUUAUUAUUGAUUGGAUAUGUAUGGGUUGAAAUAAAUAGAUCCCUCUCAUUAA
This is a messenger RNA of Syngnathus acus (greater pipefish), 3600 nucleotides long. It is a transcript of the gene cntf, whose product is annotated as ciliary neurotrophic factor. The transcript has 3 exons. Gene Ontology annotation, molecular function: ciliary neurotrophic factor receptor binding. The record is from RefSeq and is a predicted model, not a curated record. Bases 250 to 840 code for a protein of 196 amino acids. NCBI's taxonomy places the organism in Eukaryota, Metazoa, Chordata, Actinopteri, Syngnathiformes, Syngnathidae. Gene Ontology annotation, biological process: negative regulation of neuron apoptotic process; ciliary neurotrophic factor-mediated signaling pathway.